AUGGGUCAGAUCACGGGGUUGGUGGUUUUGGUUUGCCGGUUCCGGCAUAUCCUUUGCCUUGUUGCUGCGUGUCGGUCGGAGGUUGGGAGUGCGAAUCGCCGAUAUCCCGUUCUUCUGACACCCUUCGGUUAUGGGGAGAAGGUAGUGAAGUGGUCGGGAUAUGAGGUCAACACUUUCUGCUUCGUAAGAAUCAACAGUCGUGGCGGAUCAGACCGCCUGCAUUAUCAUGAUGAUGGUGGUGGUGAUGAUGAUGAUGGAGAUGUCAGUGUGGCCAAUAUGAAUGUCAAGAUCAUUGUUUGCAAGGCCAAGUUGAUACGAGCGAGUCAAGCAAUGAUGUGGACUCCUGUCAUUGGACUCCCCGUCUGCACAGUCCUUUGCUGGAGCGAGGGUGUGGCAGUAAACAAAGUUCCGGUGUUGCUGUACAGGUAG
Aspergillus piperis CBS 112811 is the source of this 429-nucleotide messenger RNA. RefSeq lists its product as uncharacterized. Bases 1 to 429 code for a protein of 142 amino acids. NCBI's taxonomy places the organism in Eukaryota, Fungi, Ascomycota, Eurotiomycetes, Eurotiales, Aspergillaceae. The transcript is spliced from 5 exons. The record is from RefSeq and is a predicted model, not a curated record.